Molecule: messenger RNA, 933 nt
Organism: Nematocida homosporus
Lineage: Eukaryota; Fungi; Microsporidia
Exons: 1
Coding region: 1-933 (310 amino acids)
Source: RefSeq, a predicted model, not a curated record
AUGGUUCGAUUGAACUUAAGAAUGGCUUAUCGGUUAGAUAGGGAAGGGGAGACUGAAAGUGAAGGAAAUGGGUCAUUUGAGAGUUGGAAGGUGGCUGAGAGGGAGAUACUUAGUAUUUAUGAUGUAGUAGGUCGUAGGAGGCUUAAACCGAGUGAAAUGGGGCGAUUAUUGAAAGGACUGGUGGCGGAAGAUAGUCGGGAGAGGGAGUUAGUAGGUCGGGUAAUUGCUGAAGUGAGUGUAAAUGCACUGGAGGAGUACCGUAGUUGGUUAGUAAGUACGGCGGUUGAGUACUUGGUUGGGGAGAUAGAGGGAUGUUUAGGGGGAUUAGCGGGAGUUUUAGGAGUACUAAACCGACUGGGGGUGCAGCGGAUGGAAGUUUUAGAGGUAUAUUUGCCUUUACUGGGUAGGAGUUUAACUCAGAGUAUUAGGUUGGAGAUAGUAAUGGGGGUAAGGGAGUGUUAUGUAGAGGGAGUGGAUGGGGAGGGAAUGGAGAGUUGGGAUUGGGUGAUUUUGGGUAUACGUAAAUUAUGCCGGGAAUUCUUACCUUUAGAAAUGGUAGCUAGUCUGUACAUAAUUGAGAAUAUAGUAGUGAGUGGAGUAGAGAUAGGGAAGGAGGCAGUGGGGGCUUUAGUACAGGUUUUAGAGAUAGGAUUAAGAAGUGAACAUCAACGAGUGAUAAGAGUGAUUGGGCGGAUGUUGGAAGUACCGGCCGUGCAAAGUGUAUUGGGGAAGUAUAGUGGGAUGGCAGUGAAGGAAUUGUUUGCUACAGUUUAUAGGUUAUCACAGGUUUACUGGAAGAGAGAUGAGCAAGCGGUAGUAUGUGGGAUUUUAGAAGCACUGUUUUGUCUGAACAAUCGGGCUUUUGAUGUAGCCCUUCAAGAGUACAAUCGCGUGCGUUAUGAGCAAAGGUGUAAGCUAAAGAGAGUGGUUUAG